Molecule: messenger RNA, 2755 nt
Organism: Trichomycterus rosablanca
Lineage: Eukaryota; Metazoa; Chordata; Actinopteri; Siluriformes; Trichomycteridae
Gene: lamp2
Product: lysosomal-associated membrane protein 2
Exons: 6
Coding region: 94-1467 (457 amino acids)
Biological process (GO): establishment of protein localization to organelle
Cellular component (GO): late endosome membrane; plasma membrane; lysosomal membrane
Source: RefSeq, a predicted model, not a curated record
GCGGCAGGUUUAGCGCUUCAGUGUAGCUCAUCUCCUCCUAGUCACCACGGAGUCCUGCUCAAUUCCAAGCUGGGUGCUUAUCUAACUGGCGGCAUGGUUCUCUCACUGUACCGGCUGAUUUGUCUGCUUUUAUUAAGUGUACUAGGACAUGGUGAUGUGCUUCAGGCAUCUACUCCAGAAAGCUACACUUCUCCCACUGAUCAGCCCUAUUUGGAAGACACCAGUGCCCUAACAGUCUCUCCAACCACAAUAGGUACGACCAAUGCAGUAACUGAUGCAAUCCCCUCCGAGUCGUCUACACCUCUCCAGCCUGAUUCUGACACUAGCGAGACGACGGAAGCGCCAGCUACCCAGCAGCCCAGUACCACAACUGAAGCAGCCUCUGAAGAGACCAAUCCUACAACAGUUUCAUCCACUACAACCACCCCUGAGUUAACAAACGCCACAACCGCUGUACCCACCAACGCAACAACGAUCCCUCCAACCGAUGCCACAACCCCUGUACCCACCAAUGCAACAACGGUCCCUCCAACCAAUGCCACAACCCCUGUACCCACCAAUGCAACAACGGUCCCUCCAACCAAUGCCACAACCCCUGUACCCACCAAUGCCACAACCCCUGUACCCACCAAUGCCACAACCCCUGUACCCACCAAUGCCACAACCCCUGUACCCACCAAUGCAACAACCCCUGUACCCACCAAUGCCACAACCCCUGUACCCACCAAUGCCACAACCCCUGUACCCACCAAUGCAACAACCCCUUUACCCACUAAUGAAACAACGGCUCUUCCAACCAAUGCCACAACCCCUGUACACAAUGUUACGACAGCCUCCACCCCUGCUCCUACUACUUUGCCUCCACUGCCAAAUCCCACUGUUGGUAAUUAUACUGUUAAGCCUGAUCCCAAAUCAUCUGCUUGUCUAAUGGCAAAGAUGGGCCUGCAGUUCAGUUUAAAAAAUGGAUCAACCUUUCAGACUGUUAACCUUGACCCAAGUCCUAAUGUUACCAAAACCAGUGGCACAUGUGGAAGCAAUGGCAGUGACUCAACGCUGUUACUGACUUCAGAUAAAAUUACUGUUCAAUUUGUUUUCACCAAUCAACUAAACAAGUUCCAUUUAAGUGAAUUGGAUAUCACUAUAAACACAGAAACGGGUAAGCCUUUCACUGCUCACGUUACUAACCUGUCUUUAUGGGAGGCGUCACUGGGAAGCUCAUAUAUGUGCCAAAAGGAGCAGAGCUACAACAUCACAGAAGCCCUUCUUUUGAACACCUUUGAGCUUCAGGUGCAGCCCUUCAAUGUGACUGAAAACAAGUUUAGCACAGCCCAUGAAUGCUCAGUGGAUGACAUCAGCCUCUUAAUCCCAAUCAUUGUUGGCGCAGCGCUGGCUGGUUUGAUUGUCGUUGUGUUGAUUGCAUAUGUGAUUGGUCGACGAAAGACCUAUGUUGGAUAUCAGACCCUGUAAUGACAUUUUAAACAAAUCACAAACUCCUAUUCAUGAAAUCUAACGUGAUCCUGGGCCAAUGCAACUAAUCACUUUUGUAAUUGAUGUGAAGUUGUGUUGGGUUGACUAAUCCGGCAGCUGCUCGUUUCCUAUGCAUUUAACAUCUGAAGUGUGAUUUUUGGUGCAUCUGUUCCAGAAUCAUAUUCCAUCAUUUAAGUUUUUUUUUUCCCUGUUAGUGUUUAAGAGCAGCAAAUUGAGGCUGUUUUACUUUAUGGCCUGAAUCUUGUUGACACUUCACCUUGUGUGCUUAGGAACAUCGGUCAGCUUGCUAAUUGUGACAACACUUUGUACUUUAUUGCCUCUAUUUUGGACUUAGCACUUGCCUUUACUGCAUCAGCUAAAAGCUAUUGCUGUUUGUCCCUGCUUAGAGCAAAAAAUAAUAAUAAAAACAGAAUUUAAGAGGGAGGGUUUAUAUGGCUUUAUCUAUUAGUAUCAGGUUCCCUUUAUCACAGGUGCAGAUAUCAUUUUGAAGUUUCAAAAAGGGAUAAAAUUGCUAAUACGUCACUGGUCAGCUGCAUUCUGUUUAUAGCAAGAAUUAUACUGGAUGGUGGAAUACAUACCAUGCUGAUCAUAGGACCUGUUUGUCAUGCUUUCUGCUGAUGCUGCUUUAUUUACCAACAAGAAGCUCUAGUAUCUGUAACUCCACUGAAUCCACCACCAACCUCUUGGUCAAUAUCUGCUGAAUAACUGUAGGAGUCAUUAAUUCAAUAUUCAAACGGCAUUUCCCCUGCCUACUAUCAGAAUCCUCUUUAUAGAUUACCAAAGUAUACCAAAUUUGGCUUGGAUUUUUUUUUUUUUAGUGUGGCUUACAGAUAUCAGUGGCUCUAAACUGCUGAUACCGAUUCGAAUGUGGAGAAACGUUACUUUCACUAGCUGAAUCAUUUCAACCAUUGUAUACUACAGCAUUAGAAAGUGAAUAAGACUCAUUUUGAAUGCAUGUGUACAUAUGUUUCUGUAUUAGACUAAAUUUCAAUAUGAACUUCAUGACCCUUCUGUCUGCAUUACAUGCCAUGAUGCUGAUUCGUUUUGUAAUCGUGUGUAUAUAGAAAUUUCCUUUCUGACUUGUAAUUCACUGUAUAUUCAUAAUUACCCUGGCUUUGCUACACACUUGUUAAAAUCACUUGUUGCUCUUAAGUUUGAAGAGAUGAUUUGAAAUUAGUCACUGUUUGUUUCAUACCUGACAAAGAUGCAAAACCUAAUUUUUUUGUCAAGUUAAAAGAGUAAAUAAAGAUGGAUGGACAUGUCUACA